Messenger RNA from Suncus etruscus (white-toothed pygmy shrew), 844 nucleotides. Its product is annotated as ADP-ribosylation factor 1-like. The coding region runs from base 44 to 589 and encodes 181 amino acids. The transcript has a single exon. Gene Ontology annotation, cellular component: cytoplasm; plasma membrane. Gene Ontology annotation, biological process: intracellular protein transport; vesicle-mediated transport. Lineage: Eukaryota; Metazoa; Chordata; Mammalia; Eulipotyphla; Soricidae. The record is from RefSeq and is a predicted model, not a curated record. Gene Ontology annotation, molecular function: GTP binding; GTPase activity.
GGGGUUUUCUUCUGGCCAGUGUUGUCUUCACCAGUCUACAAGUAUGGGGAAUAUCUUUGCCAACCUCUUCAAAGGCCUCUUCGGCAAAAAAGAAAUGCGCAUUCUCAUGGUGGGCCUGGAUGCUGCAGGGAAGACUACCAUCCUGUACAAACUGAAGCUGGGUGAAAUUGUGACCACCAUUCCUACUAUAGGCUUCAACGUGGAAACUAUGGAGUACAAGAACAUCAGCUUCACGGUGUGGGACGUGGGUGGCCAGGACAAGAUCCGGCCCCUGUGGCGCCACUACUUCCAGAACACACAAGGUCUGAUCUUUGUGGUUGACAGUAAUGACAGAGAGCGUGUGAACGAGGCCCGUGAAGAGCUCAUGAGGAUGUUGGCUGAAGACGAGCUCAGGGAUGCAGUCUUGCUGGUGUUUGCUAACAAGCAGGACCUCCCCAAUGCCAUGAAUGCGGCUGAGAUCACGGACAAGCUGGGCCUGCACUCCCUGCGCCACAGGAACUGGUACAUUCAGGCCACCUGUGCCACCAGUGGGGUCGGGCUCUAUGAGGGAUUGGACUGGCUGUCCAAUCAGCUCUGGAACCAGAAGUGAGCCAGCACUCUUCUCUUUUCCCUUUCACCCCCUCUCCACCCUCGCUUUUCUCUCAUGUGGCAAACGUGCGCCCUGUGGUGUGAGUGCCAGAAGCUGUCUCCAUGGUUGGUCACAGUGUGCUUCACCAUGCUGUAAAUGUGCAGACGCAGCCUGCAACCGGGUUUUUAUUUAAUGUAAAUAGUUUUUGUUUCCAAUGAGGCAGUUUCUGGUACUCCUAUGCAAUAUUACUCAGCUUUUUUUAUUGUAAAAAGAGAA